AGCAUUCCGUCUUCAUUAGUGAUACGAAAGCGAUAGCGUGAGAAACAGUAAAACUAUUUUGAUCAGAGCCGUAAUAUAUAUCAUAAGUUCAAUAUUGAUAUAUUCUACCAAUUAGCCGAAAUGCAGUUGAGCUUUUCAAUCGAUGUUAUACUCGGUAACACAACGAGCACAACUCAAAAUAAGCAGCAGUCUGAGAAUGCAACUCUGCCGGUACAGGAUAUAUCAAACAAAGGGGGAUUUACUUGCUCCACGCCUAAAAAAGAAGAAUGUAUGAGUCCGCGUUCCUACACAAUCGAAUGGAAACCGCCAACAUGUGAGAAAUCUCCUGAGUGCAACAAAAUGAAUCUUCACUCCAAAGUAAAUCAAGAAAAGAAAAUUUUAUCGGAUAAAACAAAAUCUUUGCUCCAGUCACCACCGAAUGCUCACGUCGUACCUUCAAAAGAUGCCGAUCAUUGUCAAGUGGAAGAUGAUUUUGUAUCUAAGAUGCACAGUCUCAAAGCGAUACAGAAAAACCUAUUUGCAUCCCGAUAUUUGCCUUAUCCAUCGGAGAUAUUAAAGCAUCAUCGGGUCCAUCAUCACCCACAUCAUUACCCAUACCAACUACCAUAUCUUCACGAUGCUAAUCUAUUGCAUUCUCCAGCAAUAACUCAUGGAAUAUUACCUUCUCCGUAUCAUUGUGCGCCCAAGAUUUUGGAAGGCCAGUAUCCCAAACCAAGUGAAAACCAAAUGUCCCAGAGAAUGUACACCCAUCCAUCAACUCCAGGACAAAAAAUUUCUUCCUCAGAAUCAGACAGUGAAGACAGACGCCAAAUAAAGAUCACUGCAACUUCUGAUUCUGAUCAUUCGACGUCACCUAUGUGCUCCCCAAACGACAGAGACCUAUCAAGUCAGGAAAAUCAUUCGGAUACAGAAAACAAAUCAAAAUCUGAAAACUGUUUGACUAAAGUCGAAGGAAAAUGCCAAGGGAAAUCCAAGCGUGUUGGACGUCGACUUUUCACUGGAUUUCAAAUUUUGGAGUUGGAAAAAACAUUCGCCCUAAAACCUUAUCUUAGUCGGAUGGAAAGAGCAUAUAUUUCUCAAAAAGUGAAUCUCACGGAGUGCCAAAUCAAAACAUGGUUCCAAAACAGAAGGACAAAAGAGAAACGACGUGGAAAUGGUUCUGAGGAAGACGAAGUUGUGAAAAAAUGUGGAUUCUCAAUUGCAAGAUAUUCCAACAAGCCUGUGCAUAUUCCUGGUUAUGGAAUCCAACUUGCUCCAACGUACGGGCCACCCGAUCAGCAUCUUAGGACUGCUAUAUUCGAUUAUUUUAAACGCAGAACGUCAACAGACAUGAUGGCUGCAUCACGCUGCUCAAAUUAAUUUUUCUUGUAAUACUUUCUGAAUUCAAACCUAUCUAUCGUUUUUUAUUAUUUAUUACUAAGCAAUCGAAGUAUGGUUAACCAUACAGGUAAAAGUAAAGUUUCCACUUUUUUUUUUUUGCCAUUUUGCCUUCAUUUAUUCAUAUUUUUAACUUUUCGUUGCAAUUGCCUAUUUCCCCCUUUCUAUAUAAUAUUAUCAUUGCAUAUUGAUACUUUAUUCAUAACAGUUCAUUAUUUAUUGGAAAUAAAAUUUAAAUUCAAUUCAAUAUACCGUGUAGAAAAAUGUUGUAUUCGAAAAACAAUGCAGUUUCUCGGCCGGACAAGGAAGUUUGUUGCUUACCACAAAAUAUGACCAAUGAAAAUAGCCAACUGUAUAGUACAAUCAUGUAACGUUAGAGAUUAAAUUUGGUAUAUAAAUAUAUACUUAAUGUUACUGUUGUCGUGGCAAACAACGUGCUAUUCAUAGCGAAAACAACGAUAUGAAAUAAAGUGAAUAAUAUUUCAAGUAUACAUGCAUAUUGUUUGAGAAUCAUCCGCCCUACUCCUAUCUCCUACAUACAAUUUGUGGCAAAUAUAGGCCACAGGGAAGCAAACGGAAAUUAACAGUCUAUUAUUUCAUUUGAUCAUUUAGCCUAAUCAUUGUAUUGGUAAUUACGGCUCUGUUUCAGCGAAGUUCCAAUGGUUCAUUAGCACGAAUACCACCUAAUCAGUUAUUUGGAUCCAGUUUCCCCUAUGAAAACAUUGCUCACAUCUGUGAAGGCAUUUAAUCGCAUGAUUCCAAUCGUAGUUUGGUAGGCUAUUUGUGAAACACUGAGUAUGUGGACUGAAAUUGCACCAAACUCUCAGUGACUCACAGCCGAAUGUAAUCAACUUUAAACUUCAAUCUCUAUCUUUCAAUUAAUUUAAACUGUCGAACAUCCAAGUAGGUUUUAUUACAUACUACACCGAGAGUAUGUUUAAUUUGUCGUUGAUAUAGAGACAAAGUAGAUCCUAGGCUAGUGCAAUUGAUUUUUUUGCAGACAAUUAACGAAAUAAUUCAGCGCCAAAGAGGGUUUGCAUCAAUUUCUGGUGUGGUUAAAAAUUGGUACAUUCCUGCGACCCGGCGCGCUCACUUAUAGUUUAUUUUUAUUCACUGUUGAAAAUUACUCCAGACAUUUUGAAAUUUGUUGCCAUUCUAAUACGUUUUAAAAUUAUUGCACAGUUUCAUUACAGACAUUUUUUCAAUACUGACGCUCCGACCAGACUAGACGACGUCAAGUGUAACGUCGCCCGUCGAGUGGUCUCAUCAAGACAAACGCUUUUUGGUGAUUGUGAUUCGUAU
Molecule: messenger RNA, 2679 nt
Organism: Styela clava
Lineage: Eukaryota; Metazoa; Chordata; Ascidiacea; Stolidobranchia; Styelidae
Biological process (GO): regulation of DNA-templated transcription
Molecular function (GO): DNA binding; DNA-binding transcription factor activity, RNA polymerase II-specific
Source: RefSeq, a predicted model, not a curated record